This is a messenger RNA of Penicillium verhagenii, 1317 nucleotides long. RefSeq names its product putative general stress response protein Whi2. The record is from RefSeq and is a predicted model, not a curated record. Gene Ontology annotation, molecular function: RNA binding. Gene Ontology annotation, cellular component: nucleus. Bases 1 to 1317 code for a protein of 438 amino acids. Lineage: Eukaryota; Fungi; Ascomycota; Eurotiomycetes; Eurotiales; Aspergillaceae. The transcript has 7 exons.
AUGUUCAAGAUCAUCACCGACAUUGUGUCUGAAGUAACACCCUCAGGGCAUUCAUCAAUCACGGCGCCAUUACACUCUCCAACUGACUCCCCCGAGGUGGACGACUAUUACACCGCACCCCCGCCGCAUUUCCCUGCUUCAGCGUCUGCUAGCUCUUCUGUUAGCCCGCCACCCUUCUCCGCACUCGACUUUGCUGUCAACACCAAUCAACCUAAGGUCACUGAAUCCGGACCAGCUUCCGCCCCAACCUUUGCGUCGCCGCCUGUUGAGGAGCCUCUUGAGCCGGCUCCCUCGUCGUCAGUCGUCGCAGACACCAAAGCGAGCUUCUCAGAACCCAAGGGUGACGGGCUUGGGAAAACAUCUGACGACGGUGAACCGCCGCCGCCAUACACCGAAGGCUAUAGUCCACUUGAGUCAUUUACCUACGUGAUGGCCGCAGCUGGAGGUGCCUCGAGCAUCAUUACCCAGGUUCAGCAGACAGGAGGACCACCUAUCAAUACACUAGGAGAUAUUGGCGGAGACGAGCAUAUCAUUCUCGACCUUCGGGGUAUCCGAUUUACACUGUCCCGCGAUGAACUGUUGACCUUGCCGGAGUUCGUGCUACUCUCUCUGUUCCCUAAUGGUCUCCUCCCCGACGGGAAUAUGGGCGGUUUCCACGAAGGCGACGUGUACCCGGUUGACUAUGAUCCCGCAUCACUUCAAUACAUGCUUGAUUUCUUCCGCACUGUUGCUCAAUCCAUUCCGUCCACGCAGCCUUCAGAAUCGACAUCUCCAGAGUUGGAAAUGGCAGAUGUAAUGCAAAACUCCGCGCGUGACAUGCUUCAGGAUCGUGCUGGGAUCAUCGUCCUCCGUGAGGAUCUUGAUUUUUACGUGAUUCCACCUCGACCAGAGAUUGGGCAUGACGAAAUGCUGGAGGUCAAGCGGGCCGCUGGUCGGGCGCUGUUGAACCAGGAUGGCAUUUUCUCUGGAUUGCGCAAGAGCGAGGAGCUGGGGUCUACUGAGCAGCACCUGAUUGAGAUGCUGACUGCUGGUGGAUUUGAUCGCGAGGACAAAUGGGGUCAUCGUGCUCCGGAACCGCACAAGGCCGUCAUUUGCAGUCUUGCUUUGGCCAAGCUUCGCACUGACAUCCGAGGCGAUCUUUCGAACAACAAUGCCGUUGGAAUGGCUCAAAAACUUCUUCUCUUCUGGAGAAAGCCCGCUCGUCGGUGUUGGUGGGAAGGCGUCGACCUGGAUAACGUUGAAGGUGUCGAUGGGCAAGUCAAGGUGUGGAUUCGACGAGUCUGGACUCUGGAAAUGAGUGUCAUUGGACUUCGUUGA